AUGUCUUCACUGGAAUUACCUGAUCGAAUCUUGGCAGUUGUUGCCAUUGAGACAAGCGUGUGUGUUGCCCUGAACAUCGUAAGCAUCCUGGGAAAUGCCCUGGUUUGUUUAGCUAUUUACAAAAAUCGUAAACUACGAUCAACUACCAGUCUUUUUAUCGUCGCUUUAGCAGCCAGCGAUCUGUUGUGUGCUACAGUUGAAAUGCCGUUAGCUUCAGCCGUGUUAAUCACUGGAAAAUGGCAAUUCAGCGACGCUUUGUGCGAGCUUCAAGGUUUUGUUGACGUGUUCGCUACGUAUGCUACUCCAGCAACAAUGGGUUUGACGGCCUUUAACAGAUACAUGAGAAUUGUCAAGACACACCACUACAACAAGAUGUUUUCACCUCGCAGAUCCAAGAUCUGGUUGAGUGGUGUAUGGCUUUCUCUUGCUUUAUAUUUGCUGAUAGGUCGAGUAACAAACUGGAAUAGGUUUGAAUUUAUUCCCGGUUACGCAGUUUGCAGCGUGGUUUUUACAACAAUCGAAAGAAAAGGCGCACAUUACUUUGUCGUGUUUGGCUUGUUUUCUCUCUUGCCGUUUUUCGUCGCUUGCUUUAGUUACUACAAAGUUUUUGCCCAACUCCGUCAUCAUAAGCCAUCGUUCAACACCGUUAUUAGACGCACGGGGAGAAUGAUUUCCGUGAGGGAGAUCAACAUCAGUCGGACACUGUCGUAUGUGGCUGCUGGCUUUGUGUUUUGCUGGAUACCACUUUGGGCGUUUGCGUUUUGGAAGCGUUUGUCUCCAGAGACAGCUCCCAGAGUUGUAGAGUUGUUAGUUACCCUUAUGUUGUUUUUGAGCGCUUCAAUCAACCCGUUUAUUUACAUUACCACAAGUCAUGCUUUCCGAGGGGAAUUGAACAAAUUACUGUGUCGGUGGAAAGUGACAAGAAUUGUACCUGAAGUCACUGAUUCUGUGGCUAGAAAAAAAGCAGUUGGCAAUGGAGAGGGAAAACAACAAGGCGAAAUAAAUGCUUAG
Orbicella faveolata is the source of this 1011-nucleotide messenger RNA. RefSeq names its product histamine H2 receptor-like. Gene Ontology annotation, biological process: G protein-coupled receptor signaling pathway. Gene Ontology annotation, molecular function: G protein-coupled receptor activity. Lineage: Eukaryota; Metazoa; Cnidaria; Anthozoa; Scleractinia; Merulinidae. The record is from RefSeq and is a predicted model, not a curated record. Gene Ontology annotation, cellular component: membrane.